This is a messenger RNA of Paralichthys olivaceus (Japanese flounder), 3851 nucleotides long. RefSeq names its product citrate synthase (gene cs). Gene Ontology annotation, biological process: citrate metabolic process; tricarboxylic acid cycle; carbohydrate metabolic process. Gene Ontology annotation, cellular component: mitochondrial matrix. The record is from RefSeq and is a predicted model, not a curated record. Lineage: Eukaryota; Metazoa; Chordata; Actinopteri; Pleuronectiformes; Paralichthyidae.
GCUGCUUGCGGGCCUGAAUCCCUCUUCAACCUUCCGGAGGGGCACCUUCAACCAGCUCCGCGGUGCAACUGGCAGCGGCGUCCUCAGCUGAACAGACGUGGAAGUACCGCAGACAACAUGUCGCUCCUCACCUUCAGCCGCCUGGCGCCCAGACUCCUCAACUCCAAGAAUGCCACCUUCCUUGUGGCAGCCAGAAAUGCCAGCGCAUCAACAACAAAUCUGAAGGAUAUUCUGGCAGAUCUCAUCCCCAAAGAACAGACCAGGAUCAAGAACUUCAAACAACAGUAUGGCAAAACCAACAUAGGACAGGUUACUGUUGACAUGGUCUAUGGAGGUAUGAGGGGGAUGAAGGGUCUGGUGUACGAGACCUCUGUUUUGGAUCCUGAGGAGGGCAUCCGUUUUAGGGGCUAUAGCAUUCCAGAGUGUCAGCAGUUGCUGCCUAAAGCUCCAGGAGGUGAGGAGCCGCUGCCCGAGGGUCUCUUCUGGCUGUUGGUCACAGGGCAGGUGCCCACCGAGGAGCAGGUGAACUGGGUGUCCAAAGAGUGGGCGAAGAGGGCCGCACUUCCCUCUCACGUUGUCACCAUGUUGGAUAACUUCCCCACAAACCUGCACCCCAUGUCUCAGUUCAGUGCUGCCAUCACAGCUCUGAACAGCGAGAGCAGCUUUGCACGGGCUUACUCUGAGGGCGUCCACAAGACCAAGUACUGGGAGUUUGUCUAUGAAGACUCCAUGGACUUGAUCGCCAAGCUGCCAUGCAUUGCUGCCAAGAUCUAUCGCAACCUGUAUCGUGAAGGCAGCAGUAUCGGAGCCAUCGACUCCAACCUGGACUGGUCCCACAACUUCACCAACAUGCUGGGCUACAGUGAUACCCAGUUCACUGAGCUAAUGAGACUCUACCUCACCAUCCACAGUGAUCAUGAAGGAGGCAAUGUCAGUGCCCACACCAGCCACUUGGUGGGAAGUGCUCUGUCUGACCCCUACCUGUCCUUCAGCGCCGCCAUGAAUGGUCUGGCUGGUCCUCUGCACGGUCUAGCCAAUCAGGAGGUGCUGGUGUGGCUGACUGCUCUGCAGAAGGAGAUGGGAGGAGAGGUGUCUGAUGAGCAGAUGAGGGAUUACAUCUGGAACACACUCAAAUCUGGAAGGGUGGUGCCAGGCUAUGGUCAUGCUGUCCUGAGGAAGACGGACCCACGUUACGCCUGCCAGCGUGAAUUUGCUCUGAAGCAUCUGCCCAAUGACCCCAUGUUCAAGUUGGUCGCCCAGCUUUACAAGAUUGUCCCCAAUGUGCUGUUGGAGCAGGGUAAGGCCAAGAACCCCUGGCCCAACGUGGACGCUCACAGUGGAGUGCUGCUGCAGUACUAUGGAAUGACUGAGAUGAAUUACUACACGGUGCUCUUUGGUGUCUCCCGAGCCCUCGGUGUGCUGGCUCAGCUGGUGUGGAGUAGAGCCUUGGGCUUCCCCUUGGAGCGCCCCAAGUCCAUGAGCACAGAUGGACUGAUGGGACUGGUGGGAGUCAAGUCAGGCUGAAAACCACCUGAAAGGAGCUGGGGGUUAGUGUAAAGGGUGGGAGGAGGUGGAAAUAUCAAAAAGGCAGACAUAAGUUGACCCCCUGUCAUUUCCAACCCCAGGGAUUCAAUGGGAUUCAAAGAGACAGUACGCUUUUAAUGUCAUUUCACAAAAGAAGGGCCUUUUAAAUCGUCUCACAAUUAGUGUUUGAGUGUAUUUAGUUAACCCCUGAGAGGUUUUCCCCACCGUGUCUCCAUAUUUGGAACAUGUAAGGUGAAGGCUUCAGUCACAUACAUGUAACCCAUAGUAAGCUCAAACUAUGUACUAUUCUAAGUCUGCUAGCAUUGCUAAGAUUUUCCCCUUUGCAGUGCCCACACGUUUGUCAUUGAGCACCUUGUGGGUCUGAACUAUGAAUAGGCAGUGGCAUUCAAAGGGAAUUGUGGGAGUGAAUUACACUUCGUUUAUAUUUGUUAAAAAGUUCAAAUACCUGACUCAACCUUUUGUUGUUUCUGGCUUAAUGCAGUGAUUUGUUUUAGAGGACGUCCCAAAGAAAAAGAUGUUUUCUCCCCCAAUUUAAGACUCAACUUAGUUUUUCCUUCUAUGCAAUUUUCCCAGACGUCAUCCCAACCAGUCUAUCAACACGUUUCACUCCCGUUUAUGAACACUCCAGUUUAGACAAGAAGGUCCUCACACGUAAAGUUAACAAGCUGUACAAGAUAUAAACAACGGCUGGUUGAUAAGUACAUGGCCUGAGGAUGGAGGAGUCGAUUUCAAGACCUAGCACAUUUAUUUUUCUCCUACAUUAAAACGUACGGAUCCCUUUGUAGUCAAUGAUCUCCAGCGUGGUAGCGGUCACCGGCCUCCCAGGAUGGCGCCCAUCCUCCAGGCUCCCUGCCACGUUUGAAUUCAGCCGUCCGCUUCUUCACCAGGAUGUAAGGAGGGGCACCCUCCCGGGGUGUUACCACCAUGUCCUCGAGGACCUCUUUAGCUGACCGGCUCUUGAGACGGAGGUAGUGUGUGACUGCACAGUGGCCCAUGUCCAUUUUGAAUCAGCCAAAACAGAAACGCCGGAAAAGGUCGUGUGUAAACUCUCAAACAACUAAACUGCUCGUGUAUGUAACACGAGCUGUAGAACUCCUCUCCUCCCGCCUCAGGCCACGAACAUAUCAAUCACCUCAAACAUUCAAAAACAAGAAAUCAGUUGAAAGAUACUGCCCCUUUAAAUCUUAAGUCUCCCCCUUUUCACCAACUGUAGUCGUUUUUUCUUUGUAAUGAUGACCUGUAGCACCUCUAUGAUCAAAAUAACUGCCUCGUCUAUUUUCAUAGAUAAGCCCCCGUGGUUUUGACGGGUCUCUGCUCAAAUGGACCCUGCUAGAGAAUCCAGAUUAAUGUACAGUAAAUCAAGAUGAUAGAGUUCUGAGCAAAGGGUGUUGUAAUUGAAAGCCUGUCGUAAAUCCUUAAGAGCAAGCUUGACUGAAAAGUAGGAUAUGGGGACUUUGGUAAAGGUCCCGUCUUGUCUGAGUGUAUGUUUGUUAAUCCCCACAGGAGAGCGCUUUAAACAUCAAAUACUCCAAAAUGAGCACUUGCUUGAUAGGAUUUCCUUAUUCGUAGACUUAGACACCCCCCAGGUUGAUUGUUUCCCUUUUUUUCAACGUUUUUUUGGUGUUGAAUAUGUAUAAAACUAUAAUCUUUGAGUUCUCAUUUUGUGGUUUUAUUUAUACUUUGUGUACAUAGGUAUAUAUAUGUAUAUGUAUAGCUUGAAUGUAUGAGCUCGAUCACAUGCUUGUCAUAGCCACAACGAUUACCGUAGUUAAUCCACAGUGUUCCGUCUCACUGGUCACUGUGAAAAUUAAACAACGAACAAAAAAAAACUUGCAGCUAUCGUGUAUGCAUAUAAUUUCUUGCCUAGCUCAGUGGGCCUAAGCCGGUGCUGUCUUUUUCAAUUAUUUCACAUCAGUGUUUCAAGCUUGCUCUUAAGCUCUGGGUUUGUCAGCACUCCGUUUUUUGUGUAGUUGAAGUUCUUGCAUCUUUUUAAUUUCUUCCCCGUCAUGUUAGUCAGUAGCUCGCUCAGAUGUGUGAAUCUCUCUGCCGCCAUCCUCGUGGCUUCAUCAGGUGUUUUGUGUUUUGAUCAUAGUGUUGUUCCGUGUGUUGGGUCGUUCGAGAGAUGAGGUUAUUUUGAUCGUAGAGGAGCAUAUAGAGGUUGUACAUGAUAACGGUGAAUUCACAGCAGGACGGAUUCAUGAAGAGGAACACUGUGGGGGAUGGGUCAAAUGGGAGAGAAAAGCUUGAAGAGCAAAUAUUGGAAAAACCUGACAAAAAAAGAAAAAUAAAGGUUUUUAUUAACACUU